CGGCGGGCAGCUGCACACUCAUGGUGCAGGCCUCCAUGCCGGUCUGCGUGUUCGCCAGGCCGCCCUCCAGUGAUGGCGGAGGUGCUGCCAGCGCUGCUGGCAACAGCCACCGCCGCGUCAGUGAGCUGGAGCUCCGGGGCGGUACGGACGCCGACAUGGCGCCGCCCGUGGGCUACCUCUCGCACGUGCUGGUGCCGCUGCUCAAGAGACUGUACGGCAGCCUCAUGGACGAGCUUGACGUACAUGUGGUACGGCGGGGCUUCUACCCCCGGGGCGGCGGCAUCAUCACCGCACGCAUCCCCAGCCUGCCGCCCGGCACCCCCCUGCCGCCUCUGGACCUCACCUCCCGCGGGAAGAUCACCCAGGUCACCAUCGUCGCAUUCUCCGCGGGCCGUCUGCCCGUCAAGGUGGC
This is a messenger RNA of Astrephomene gubernaculifera, 412 nucleotides long. Lineage: Eukaryota; Viridiplantae; Chlorophyta; Chlorophyceae; Chlamydomonadales; Astrephomenaceae. The record is from the annotation of a GenBank genome assembly.